AAUUUCUCUCCAAAACCAAACCAUAAAGCUUUAAAGAAGAAGAAAGGAGCAGAAGAAGAAAAGAAUUCGGUCUUCCUCCUCCUAAGUUUCUUUCUUCUUCAAUUGAUUAUUAAGUUUAUAAUCUGCUUUUUCUUCAGUUUCCGAAAUUUCCGAUUGCGGUUGGAUUUAGUGUGUUGAUUGUACGCAUUGAUCAUGAUGGAGUCACCGGAGACAGGGAGAGCAGUGGCCUUGGAAUUUCCUGUGAGUGAAGCAGCGCCGUAUCCGAGGGUGCCGUGGAGGAUUCGGAAGAGGCUUCUUGUGGAGUGCAAGACUCCGUCUACUGUUGAAGAAAUUGAAGCAAAGCUUCGGCACGCUGAUCUUCGCAGACAGGUACAAAAAGGUUCUUUGCUUCUGUUUCUAGAGAUUUUGAAUUUUAGUUCUGGUUUCAGAUUAAGCAUUUUGGCAAAGGCCCAGAUGCGACUUGCUAGGUUGGAUGAGUUACGGCAAGCAGUUAAAACUGGGCUGGAAAGGCGUUUUGAGAAUGAACGUGAGAAGCUUGGCACAAAGGUGGCAUCACGGUUUCAGCAGGCGGAGGUAAAUAGAAUGCUUAUUCUCAAGGCAUAUAGUCAAAGAAGGGCCACAAUUAAGGAGAGAUCAUCCCAGUCAUUAUUGAGAAGGAUGGCUAGAGAAAGCAAGUAUAAGGAGCGUGUGCGUGCUGCAAUUCACCAAAAGCGUGCAGCUGCAGAGAAGAAGCGACUGGGAUUGCUGGAAGCGAAGAGAGCACGAGCUAGGUUUUUACGGGUUCAGAGGGUUGCCAGCUCUGUCUCUCACCAAUGUGAGGUUGAGAGAAGCAGAAUGAGGGGGCAGUUGGAAGAUAAAUUGCAAAGGGCAAAAAGGCAAAGAGCAGAAUACCUGAGGCAGAGAGGAAGGCUACACAAUUCUGUCAGAAUGAACUGGAAUAAGAUGCACAAGCAAUCUGAUCUGCUUUCCCAGAAAUUGGCAAGCUGCUGGAGGCAGUUCAGUAAGCUAAGGAAAACUACCUUAGACUUGGCAAAGGCCUUUGAUGGAUUGAAGAUUAACAAAAGUACCGUAAAGUCUAUGCCAUUUGAGCCACUUGCCCUUUUUAUUGAAUCAAAUACUACCCUUCAAACAGCAAAAGCUUUACUUGAUCGGAUUGAAAGUCAUUUUAAAGUCUCAAGAACUGUUGGUGCCGUUAGUCAUCCACCCAGUUUGGAUAACAUUGAUCACCUUCUCAAAAGAGUUGCAACUCCUAAGAGAAGAACCACUCCCAGGAUUUCUGUGCAGAGCAGAGAGUCAAAGGGAGUGUCUUCUCUCAAGGAGCCAACUAGAAGUCCAGCUAAGCUAUCAAGAUAUCCUGUCAGAAUAGUUCUUUGUGCCUAUAUGAAAUUGGGCCAUCCGGAUGCAGUUUUCAGCAGUCAGGGGGAGCAAGAGAUAACUUUGGCAAAGUCUACGGAAGCAUUUAUUCAAGAAUUUGAGCUGUUGAUAAAUAUUAUUCUAGAGGGGCCAAUACAGAGUUCUGAUGAAGGCUCUGCCUGUGCAUUACCCAAACACCAGACCUUCAGGUCACAGCUAGCGCUGUUUGAUAAAGCAUGGUGCUCCUACCUGAAUUGCUUUGUUGUGUGGAAGGUUAAAGAUGCUCAGUCAUUGGAGGAGGAUUUGCUAAGUGCAGCUUGCCAACUUGAGCUCUCUAUGAUUCAAAAUUGCAAGCUGACUCCAAAAGGAGAUAAUUCUGAACUUAGCCAUGACAUAAAGGCUAUUCAAAAACAGGUGAUGGAAGAUCAGAAGCUUUUAAGAGAGAAAGUGCAACACUUGAGUGGAGAUGCUGGGAUUGAGCGAAUGGAAUUUGCUCUUUCUGAAACACGCUCUAAAUACUUGCAAGCAAAGGAAAAUGGUAGCCCUAUAGGAUCACCAAUAACACACAUCCUCUCUCCAAGCUCACCUAGUUCCCCAGAUGCCUCUACUGCUAGUGGAGAUAAUAUAAGUCAUGUGACUGAGAGGUUGAAUCAUGUAGUCCGCUCCCUGUUCAAGGAAGAUGGUGCUUCCCCAUCCACAGAUUCAGGUUCCUCUGUGCCUAGCAGUAGCUCCUCAGAUGCUCAGUUGGGUUCUUCUAUUGAAAAACAUCUGGUCACAGAAAAUGAAUUGAUUGUACAUGAAUUUCUCUAUAAGCAGCAUUGUGCAUUUGUUGAUCGGUUCAGUGUUGCUGAAGAAAAUCAAAGCAAUGUUAAGGCAAAGAUAAGAGAAACAAUAGAGAAGGCUUUUUGGGAUGGCAUCAUGGAAUCUAUAAGACAGGAUGAGCCCAACUAUGACCGUGUUAUUCAUCUUGUGGGUGAGGUAAGAGAUGAGAUUUGUGAGAUGGCUCCACAAAGCUGGAAAGAAGAAAUAACUGAAUCAAUGGAUCUGGAAAUUCUUUGUCAGGUGCUGAAGUCAGGUAACCUGGACAUUGAUUAUCUUGGAAAAAUUCUGGCGUUUGCUCUGGGCACUCUGCAGAAGCUCUCUUCUCCUGCAAAUGACAAUCAAAUGAGGGCCCAGCACCAGGCAUUGUUGAGAGAGUUAGCUGAGAUAUGUCAAGCAGGGGAUGAGUCAAGUCAUUCAUCUGCGGUUGCAAUGAUUAAGGGUCUACGCUUUGUCCUAGAGCAGAUUCAGGUUCUUAAGCUAGAGAUGAGCAAAGCACGUAUCAGGAUGACAGAGUGUUUGUUAAAAGGACCUGCUGGAUUGGAUUACCUUAGGAAAGCUUUUGCCAACCGUUAUGGGUCUCCCUCUAAUGCUCACACCUCUCUACCAGUGGCAAUGCGGUGGCUUUUAUCUGUAUCGAACUGCAAAGAUGAGGAAUGGAAAGAACACACAGAGUCUCUAUCAGCUUUGAUGAGGCAAGAAAGUUCAUCACAGGUCCUUAUUCAUUCUGCAACCCUUAAAACUGGUGGAAGUUUUAAUUCAACAAGUGGAAGCCAAACCCUCCAUACUUCUGCUACAAGUACUAGAGGUCAUCAAAAACCUGAAUGCAAGGGAGAAAGAGUUGAAAUGCUAGUGAGGCUUGGUUUAUUAAAAUUAGUUAGCGAAGUUUCAGGCCUCACAUCAGAGGUUUUGCCUGAAACUUUCAUUCUUAACCUCACUAGAUUGAGGGCUGUUCAGGCUGAAAUUCAGAAGAUAAUAGUAAUAGCAGCAAGCAUUCUUGUAUGUCGACAAACCUUAAUCAAUGAGCAAGUAUUGGUCAACCCAGCAGACAUGGAUAAUAUAGCGUCAAAGUGCACUGAGCAACUCUUGGAGCUCUUAGACCAUUCAGCAGACAGUAGUCUUGAAGAAAUUGUUGAAAUAAUCAGUGGAUUGUCAAGCGAUGGUGUCCAGGAGGCAGAUACUGAGAAAUUUCAAUUGAGGAGAGUCAUAAUGCUUAGGACCUUGGCAAAGAGCCUUCAAGCUGGGGAUGUAGUGUUCGAAAGGGUGUCUCAUGCUGUUUAUCUGGCUUCCAGAGGAGUCGUGCUAGGAGGCAGUAGUCCCCAAGGAAGAAAAUUAGCAGAAACUGCCCUCCAACAGGUGGGAGCUGGUUUGCUGACCCAAAGGGUGGUGGACGCUGCUGAAGUGCUGGUGGCUGCAGCUACCAUUUCUAUCAGCAUCCAUGGACCGUGGUAUGUAAACCUCACUGAUAGGAUGUGAUGGAUUUGUGAAUAUGUAAGUCAGGAAUUAAGUUAUUUCUGAGCCUGAAAAAGCUUGAAAUGUUGGCCAAAAAAUGUUUGGAGAUGGAUGGAGGAUGAUAAUCAUGUUAUGUAGAAUAAAGAAGUAUGAACGCGUAUUUCAUGGUUAAUUGGUUUCGUCCAAUAUCUCCAAAAUAAAUAGGGUUUCUUUUU
Messenger RNA from Rubroshorea leprosula, 3839 nucleotides. The record is from the annotation of a GenBank genome assembly. Lineage: Eukaryota; Viridiplantae; Streptophyta; Magnoliopsida; Malvales; Dipterocarpaceae.